UCGUCAUAUAAACUAUCAAAUCGUCACAACGAAGUUGCAGAAUCUUUUUUCUUUCUCUCCAUAAGUUCUCUGUUUCCAUUUUGUAUCGCCUACCAUUCUCAGCUCUCUCAAAGCAAGAAAAUGGAUGAAGAUUUUGUAAGGGACUCACGAAAGGGGAAGGCAAAGCUUGAAGAAGAAGAAGAAGAUCCAGAUCCAAAUCCAAAUCAAAAUCCAGACUCUCUACUGACUUUACCUAUACCGAAAAGCUAUAGCAAUUUUGAGGAAGAUGUCGUUUAUCUGAAAAUUGUUGGUCCUCAAAGAAACUAUGAAGAAGUUACAAUCGAUACUCCAGAAGAAGUGAAGAAGAUACAGUUUAGGUUUCGUAACAAAGAAUUUAACAGGAUUCUUGGGAUAGACGAUGAGAGGAUAAUCAACAUUCAAAGUGUCUCAGGAGCCACAAUUGGGAUUCUAUCUGAUACUGCAGCCAAGAUUCAUCGCCACUUAUAUCUAGAACUACUGGGUACUGCUGACGAAAUCAAAAUUGCUGAACUCCUCAUUACAGAUGUAAUCACAGAGGGUUAUGUAAAGCCAUUUGUCCCAAGAGCUUUAAUGCCAACACAUAUCUGUCAUCAUGCAACACCUAUUCUUUUUACCCAAGUUAUACCUUUCUUGGGCUUCAGUGACAGCAAUCUUUUGAAAAUGGAAUCAAAAUCCAAUACUUGGAUAGAGGUGGAUACAUAUCCUCCUGAUGAAGAGAGAAUCAUGGAGAGAAUGGUCAACAUAUAUGGCCAAGGGCUGGAUGUUACUAAAGCGAUCAUGAUGAUUGACAGUUGGGUUUCUGAGUUUGAAACAAAAUUUAGAGUGAAAAGUGAAGUUGUUAUUGAAGAAGUUGAAUCUGAUGAAGAAUCUGAGAAGAUGGAGGAAGAUGAAAAACAGAAAGAUUGUGAAGAAGAUGAUUAUGGAAUGAAAGAAGGUGAUGAUGAAGUGGGAAAUUAAGCAAAAGGUUAAUGGGAAUAGAAAAAGAAGAUGAAAGAAUUUUGUUUUAGUGGUUAAAAAGAAUUGGAAAUUGUUGUUGUAAAUGUAAAACAUGCAUGGAAAGUGUUACGGAAGAAUAAUGGGUUUUUGUGUAGGAGUAAAAAUUGAAUUUGUUUCAUUAGAAAGAAGAACAAAAAAGUGUUACAUAUAUAGUCUUGUUGUGUA
Messenger RNA from Lactuca sativa (garden lettuce), 1179 nucleotides. RefSeq lists its product as uncharacterized. The record is from RefSeq and is a predicted model, not a curated record. Gene Ontology annotation, molecular function: RNA binding. NCBI's taxonomy places the organism in Eukaryota, Viridiplantae, Streptophyta, Magnoliopsida, Asterales, Asteraceae.